This is a messenger RNA of Gossypium raimondii (Peruvian cotton), 714 nucleotides long. RefSeq lists its product as hypothetical. Lineage: Eukaryota; Viridiplantae; Streptophyta; Magnoliopsida; Malvales; Malvaceae. The record is from RefSeq and is a predicted model, not a curated record. The transcript is spliced from 2 exons. The coding region runs from base 20 to 514 and encodes 164 amino acids.
CCAAUCUUUCUAUGCAUUCAUGGCUAUUCUGAGAAACAAAAAGAGCAGCAGCGUCUAUACCUUCGUAUUUUCAUUAUUUCCCUUACUCUUCUGUAUUUCUCAUUCCACUUCCAUCCAUGAUGUUCUAGUUUCAAGGGGAUUACCAGCAGGGCUACUCCCAAUGGAAGUGAAAUCGUAUACACUAGCAGAAGAUGGAAGCCUAGAAGUAUUGUUGGAUGGACCAUGCUUGACCAAGUAUGAAAACAGGGUGUUGUUUGACAGCGUAGUGAGGGCUAACCUUACCUAUGGCAGCCUCAUUGGGGUGGUUGGGCUAACCCAAGAAGAACUAUUCCUUUGGUUACCUGUAAAAGAUAUCAUAGUAGAUGACCCUAAAUCUGGUCUCAUCUUGUUUGACAUUGGUGUUGCUCAUAAACAACUCUCCUUAUCUCUCUUUGAAGAACCUCCUCACUGUAAACCUCAAGGGAUGUUGAAGAAUCAAGGGAGAAAGGAGAAAGGAUUGGAGGCUGUGAGAUAGAAAAAAAAUUCCAAGCACAUAAUUAAUUAGGUUUUUCUUUUAAUUAGAGGUAUAAUACAAACAAUUUUAGUUUCUGUUUAAGAGUUGUAAAGAAGUGUUACUUUCAAUCUGGCUUCCAUUUUCUUUUGUUUUAAAUUUAUAUUAUUUUAUUAGUGUAAUAGUAAGAUAUAUUACACUUUAUAACAAAAAUACUGUUUAAA